UUUGAGAUGGGAGAAUUUGGGGAGGUUGAAAGCUAGUGUGAACUGCAUGAGCCGAAGAGACUGAAGAACAGAGCCUUAUAUUCAGAAAUAAAACAAAAAAUAUUUUUUUCCUCUCUUGGUUUGAAAUUCCAGGUUGUGUUCAUAAUGUCGGUCUCACCUGUGCAACAUCCUCUGUUUAUAGACGGAGACAGCUGCUGGCAGCUGUCACAAGUGGUUUCCAUGGCAAUGCAUGUGCAUGGGUCACAUUUAGUCCGAGCUUCAGUGUCUAACCCAGUAUUCACACAGCGAGAAACUUGGUGGGCCAGUUAGUUGCUGGAUGACCGUUCUUUUUCUAUGAAGCUGAGUGUUAUGCAUUUAGAUCUUUAUGCAGGGUGAACGGCCUGCCAUACAGAAGAUGUACCAUCGCUCACAUGACCAUAGGCAAGCCAGUGCCCCUCUCUCAACAGAGUAUUCUUGUUCAGCUGGUGGAAGUGCUGAAUGUGCAAAAGCCAUCAGGGGCUUUUCCCCUCAUUACAUUACAGAUGCUUAGAACUUAUCCAGAGCGUAGUCAAUCCAUUUAUACAGCUGGAUAUUUUACUGAAGCAAAUCAGGUUAAGCACGGGUACAAUGGAGUCAACAACGGUCUGGUAGGCUCAGUCAUUUCUAUCAGAUCAAAUCCACACUGAGGAGCCAUCGGCAGGAGGAGAUGGUUACGCGGCUAAUGCUAAUCUCAAGAUCAACGGGAACUUAUGAGACAUUCAGUUACAAGUUAACAACUGCCAACUUCCACACUAUGAUGUAUAGCUACAUAUGAAAGGACACAGCCUGGUGUUUGAAUAUCAUAACCCUAAUUUAGCGAAGAGCUGAGUAUUCAGUAUGUUUGAAAAGAUUCAUGUUGGCUGGGUUCAUGUUGUCCUGAUUGCAGUGGGAAGCUCAUCCCACACCUGUGUGGCCAGAACAAACAGGAGACCAUCACGUUGACCAAGCACUCCCAUUUAGGGGUAUUUAAGAGGCACCAUCCCAAACACAUCCACAUUCCAACUGACUAGUCAACAAUUAUCUACCAAAGAUCCACCGGUGAAAACCUGCAACCUUACGGACAGGAUGAAGGUGAAAGUGAUUAUGUUACUUUUUCAAAUCUUGGCGAUUUCAACCCUCAAGUCAGAUUCAACUCACGUCCCUGACGGAUACGUACAAGAGAAUGUGGCUUUACGUGGGAAGGCCACUCAGUCGGCUCGGUUUUUUAAGCUAAACCUGCUGGGUUACAGCCAGCCUGCCAACGCCAUCGAUGGAAACCGAGAUUCUAAUUUCUUCCAUGGAUCCUGUACCAUCACAACUUUAAAGCCCAACCCCUGGUGGAGGGUGGACCUGCUGCAGGAGUACCAAAUCGUCUCUGUCACCAUCACCAACAGAGGAGACUGCUGUGGAAAAAGGAUCAAUGGAGCUCUCAUCCUCAUCGGCAACUCCCUGGAACAAAACGGCAUUAAUAAUCCACAGUGCAGCGUGAUUGGCUCUAUGGAAACAGGAGAGACUAGAACCUUUUACUGUCCAUAUACAAUGACGGGACGCUACGUCACAGUGUACCUCCCAAGAACACAAUUCCUUCAACUCUGUGAAGUGGAAGUGAAUGCUCUGCUUCCUGCCAACUGAAAAUUUUUCUAAGCAGUGCUUUGAAAAUUUGUUUGCAUCUACAACUACUCAUUGCUUUAUAGCAAGAUGCAGUCUGUUUAGAAACGCGGGUAAAGAAAUCAAUUUAACUAUUUUGGGAUUUGAGAAUCAUGCUGCCAUUUUAAUAUAUUUCCAGGUUUUUGUGUACAGAAAACUUGCUGAAGUUCUACUUGUCUGCUUUCUGCAAGUUCAUUUAUUGACUGAUUUUCUUUGUAGUGCAUCAAAUAAACAUCUAAUUUAAAGCAUUGACAUACA
This is a messenger RNA of Anguilla anguilla (European eel), 1902 nucleotides long. RefSeq names its product fucolectin-4-like. The record is from RefSeq and is a predicted model, not a curated record. Bases 1084 to 1629 code for a protein of 181 amino acids. The transcript has 4 exons. Lineage: Eukaryota; Metazoa; Chordata; Actinopteri; Anguilliformes; Anguillidae.